AUAAAUACUAGGUAGCAGCGUCGAUGCAACACAGUAUACGGUAAAAAGUUGUUCGUACUGCAUUCGCUACUCUAUCGAACACGAAAGAUUCAGAAUGAAGACUUUGGUGAUCAUUGUGACUGUACUAGCCCUUACGACGGUUGUAUAUAGUUUUAACUUGGCACGAUUACAAAAGUUCACCAACGACUUUGUAAAGUGCAGUGAGGAAAUGGGCAUGUCGCCGGCUCAACCCAAUGUCGAAUCAGUCAAAUGUGCGACGAUCAGAGAUGGAGAGGUCCUUAACGAAAAUCUGGAAUACAUAAGGCUGCAAGCUUUGCAGAGACUUGAGGAUAUUAUCUCCGACGCGGAUAAAUUAACACAGGCAAAAGCAAUAUACAAUAAGUGCUACGAAGAUGUUGUCCGAACCGGAAUCACAGGUGAAAAACAGACAACACAAAUUAUCACGUGUGUUAUGCCAAUGAUACCUCUUAUCGACAAACCACAGUAAAAGGGCAGUGCAAAUUUUCUCUUGAAUAUAAUGUAAAAAACGAAUGAUUACUCUCCAGAUUACUCUGUUUAACUUCAUCUGUAUAUCGUUUAUAUAUCUUUCUGUUAUGUCUCGUUUGUAUCAAUAGCAUUAAUGGUUUAGUAAAAUGUGACAGAACUAGAGAAAGUCCGACGAGACUAAAGGAAUUCUACAAUCGAAAGAGAACAUUAAACGUCCGAGCAAAUACACUUUUAAGCAUAUAUCGUCAAAAAUUAACGGUGCACGAUAGAAUAAAACCUUACAUAAUAAACAAGGAACAUAAGUACCAUCAAAAAUAGAAUAGAAGAUAGUAUCAUCAAAUUGGGAGAUCUUUAUUGCCAGAACUUACGCGGUACAAAUAUAUUAGAUGACUGGAAGUAUUCAUGUAUAUAUAACUGUGUUAAAAUCAAAAAUACUGCAAAAUAACGUGAUUUUUAAUGUUUUCACACAUUGAAGGAAAAAUAUAUGAAUACAUAUACCUACAUUA
Molecule: messenger RNA, 992 nt
Organism: Odontomachus brunneus
Lineage: Eukaryota; Metazoa; Arthropoda; Insecta; Hymenoptera; Formicidae
Exons: 5
Coding region: 95-487 (130 amino acids)
Source: RefSeq, a predicted model, not a curated record